Sphaerodactylus townsendi is the source of this 669-nucleotide messenger RNA. RefSeq names its product ribosomal protein S14 (gene RPS14). Gene Ontology annotation, biological process: ribosomal small subunit assembly; maturation of SSU-rRNA from tricistronic rRNA transcript (SSU-rRNA, 5.8S rRNA, LSU-rRNA); translation. Bases 172 to 627 code for a protein of 151 amino acids. NCBI's taxonomy places the organism in Eukaryota, Metazoa, Chordata, Lepidosauria, Squamata, Sphaerodactylidae. The record is from RefSeq and is a predicted model, not a curated record. Gene Ontology annotation, cellular component: cytosolic small ribosomal subunit; ribosome. The transcript has 5 exons. Gene Ontology annotation, molecular function: small ribosomal subunit rRNA binding; mRNA 5'-UTR binding; structural constituent of ribosome.
UAUCCGUCGCCAUCCUCCUCACCUGCGCCAUUGUCCCUGGCGGGCGCUCCCUCUUGUGUUCCCCGGGCCCGGCCGGUCGAGGGGGCGGCCUCCGGGUCGGUGGGGAAGGCGACGGCCGCCCUCUUGGGCCUCGGCUAGUUUAGGCAGGACGGCGACGAGAGAUACUUGGAAAUGGCACCUCGUAAGGGUAAGGAAAAGAAAGAAGAACAGGUUAUCAGCUUGGGACCACAGGUCGCUGAAGGGGAGAAUGUAUUUGGAGUCUGCCACAUUUUUGCUUCCUUCAACGAUACUUUUGUCCAUGUAACUGACCUGUCUGGCAAGGAAACCAUCUGUCGAGUAACUGGUGGCAUGAAAGUGAAGGCUGACAGGGAUGAGUCUUCUCCUUAUGCUGCUAUGUUAGCAGCACAGGAUGUGGCUCAGAGAUGUAAAGAGCUGGGCAUCACUGCUCUUCAUAUCAAGCUGCGGGCUACAGGUGGAAAUAGGACAAAGACUCCUGGCCCUGGAGCACAGUCAGCCCUCAGGGCUCUGGCUCGAUCUGGCAUGAAGAUUGGGCGUAUUGAGGAUGUGACCCCCAUCCCUUCGGACAGCACCCGCAGAAAGGGUGGUCGCCGUGGUCGCCGUCUGUAAACAGUAGCCGAGAUCUUUCAUCAUUAAAGCUUUCCGAUAAAA